Molecule: messenger RNA, 1554 nt
Organism: Naegleria lovaniensis
Lineage: Eukaryota; Heterolobosea; Eutetramitea; Acrasida; Naegleriidae
Exons: 4
Coding region: 1-1554 (517 amino acids)
Source: RefSeq, a predicted model, not a curated record
AUGAACCAACAAACAUUUGCCAUUCUUCAUCCCUCUCCAUCCACCGGAAUUCCAGCCUAUCUUUCGUUACAUUCCGAAAAUUAUAAUCCCUAUUCGUCCUCUCCUCCUUCGGGAUCAUCUUCUUCCUCGUCUUUAUUCAAAGAUCAAAUUCAAAUCAUUACAAAAACAGGAGAACACUGUAUCAAUACCUCACUUUCUCCUUUUCAAAUUAAAAUUCAAGUCAAAUGUUGUGGACUCUCAAAAUUAGACUCACAAGUACGAAGAGGAACAUUCCCGUUAUGGAAAUCCCAAUUUUCAUCAUCAUUGGAAUCAAAAAUUAUUGAAAAUUCGGAGCAUCCAGAAGCACCAUCUUUGUCUUCCUGUUGGAUUAUUCCUGGAUAUGAAGUGAGUGGAGUAGUGACUCAAGUUGGAAAAAAAGUCAAUUCAAAAGUAUUUUCGGUUGGAGAUUGUGUCAUGGGAUUUAUACCCGUACAGAAUUUGAAUGAGUAUUCAGAUUCCAAUGAAGAUUCUAAUGAAAAUAAUUUAUCUCACCAACUGAUCAUGGAAUCACAAGAUUUUGAAACAAGUUCCAUGAUGAUGACGAAUCCAGUAUUGCCUUCCUCUCUGAAUGGUGGAUGUUCGACUGAAUGUGUAGCCGAUGCUCACUUUUUUGUGAAAAUUCCCAAUGGCAUGUCAUUUAUCAAAGCAUCAAGUGCGAUCAUGUGUGGAAUUCGUGCCUAUGACACAUUAUUUUUCAAAUGCGCCUCUCCUAUUCGACAAGGAGAUGUCAUCUUUGUGAGUAGUGGAGCUCGAUGGGAACAAACUUAUUUAUUGCAAUUGGCAAUUUUAUUAGCGAAAUGUCGAGUCAUUACAACAGUACAUACCGAUGAGGAAAUUAACUUUUUGAGAAUGAUUUCAUCUCGAUUGACUUCAUCAACGAUCUUGGGAAAUUCUCCUCCUUUUGAUACUCAAUACAUUUCAUCCGUGUUGUCCAUGAUGAGGAGUGGAAAUUCUGCAAUUAAUCCACUCGUCAUUUUGGAUCGAAGACUUUAUGACACUCCUGAAAAGUUGCAACAAGCCAUAAUGAAAGAAACUAAUGGGCUUGGUGUGCAAUUGGUUGUGUUGGGAGAAUCUGUAUUGAUUCCAAGCAGUGGUAACGUACACUCACGAACGAGUCAAGAGAAACAACAGAACAGCAAUUUACCAAAGGAUCGAAACCCCACGACUCGCUUCAUUGACAUGUGCCUUAAUGUAUUGUCGACGCACGGCACUCUAGCAUUUAGUGAAUUUUGUGAUCAUGGUUUGACUGCUUCACAUUUGGAAUUCAUGUAUUCGAAAUCGAUUGCAAUGACCAACAUUUUUGAACAGAGCUAUGUACAGAAUACGAAUUUGAUUGGAAGAUAUCUACACAUCCUCAAUAAUAUUGUAAAAGACAUUCAUGAAGAGCAUAUUGAAAUUCCGAUUGCUCAUUGCCUUUCCCUUUCUUCCGUUCGAGAUGCACAUCGAAAACUUGACAACUCCAUCACGGGCUCAUCUUCAUCCUCUUUUGUUGGAAAGAUUGUCAUCAAAAUGUAA